AUGAUCCAAAUAGCGGCACUCAUCACUUUGUUGGCUUGUGUGGUCGUGUUGGAGGCCCAGCCCCAACCAGGCUACUGCGUUUUCUAUGAGGAGUGUGGCAGAAACCCAUUUGUGGAGAGUAUCUUUCCUCCUUUAGUUCCCUGUUUCAACUACAGUGAAGCCCGGCACGUCACGGGAAAGCACUAUGAAAAACUCAUAAAGGUGUGCCCCAUGCUGGAUCGUGGAGAAAACAACACCUAUGCCUGCUGUUCCAGUAAUCAGUUGACAUCCCUGGACUUUAGUUUGUCAAUGUCAAAAGCUAUACUCAACCGAUGCCCUUCUUGUGCUGAAAACUUUGCAUAUCUGCACUGUAUCAACACUUGCAGUGCCAACCAAAGCCUAUUGGUAAAAGUCUUAAACACUGUGAAUGUGACUUAUAAAGGAAAAGAAAAUGAGGUUGUGGUGGGCUACCAAGCAUUUUUCUCCGCCACUUUUGUAGAAGACGCAUUUCAGUCUUGUAAAAAUGUCAGGAUCCCUGCCACAGGAGGCUUUGCUAUUGGUACCAUGUGUGGUCGGUAUGGCUCCAAACUGUGUACCCCUCAGCGCUGGUUGGACUUCCAGGGAGACUCCAGCAAUGGCUUGGCUCCACUGGACAUUGACUUUAUGCUGAUUCCAGAGGGAGUCACUGAGGGAGUACCGGAGGGUAUGAUUCCCUACAACACACGGGCUUUAAAGUGCAAUGAGACCACGCCAUCCGGAGGCCAGGUCUGCUCCUGCCAGGACUGCCAAGAGUCAUGUGAAAGUUUGAAACUUCCUCAGCCUGCAAAUCCCUUCAGUCUGAUGGGGAGUGAUGGCUUCUUGGUGAUUUCUGUUAUCUUAUUCUGCCUGCUGAUAUUUGCCUUCCUGUUCUACCUGUUUGUUUGUUGUCUGGUGAGGUCCAAGACAAGAAAGGAUGCAGCGAAAAGAAAGAGGAAGGGAAAAGGCAAGGACCAGAAUAGGAAUGAUGUGAUUCAGCAGGUCAUUAAUCCGUCAGAGAUUACUUGUGCUGACAAGAACAGCCUGGCUGCCCAGGAAUUCCUAAGCUCUCUGUUUCAGACAUGGGGAACCUUCAUGGCUUCGUAUCCCCUCACGGUUCUCUUGGUGUCUGCUGCAGUGGUAGCUGUUUUUUCUGCAGGCCUCAUGUCUAUUCAACUCACCACUGAUCCAGUUGAGCUGUGGUCUGCUCCUAACAGCCGGGCCCGCCAGGAGAAAGACUUCCACGACAAGCACUUUGGCCCUUUCUUCAGAACUAAUCAGCUAAUAUUGACAGCACCUGACAGAAAAGGCCACAUUUACGACUCUCUUUUGUUUGGACAGCUGAACUUUAGUGGUCUUGUAUCCAAGGAUCUCAUUAUUGAAUUGCUAGAGCUCCAGAAACAAAUACAAAGCAUAGAGUUCUGGUCAGAGGAUCUGAACCGCAGUGCGAGCUUGAAAGAUGUCUGCUUUGCACCAUUAAAUCCAUCCAAUGUUUCCCUGAUAGACUGUGCGGUGAAUAGCUUGCCACAGUACUUCCAGAACAGUUUGGACAACAUUAAUGCUAAGGUGAACAUGACUGAACUUGGAGUGACCAAAGAGGUGGACUGGAGAGACCACUUAUUCUACUGCUUAAAUUCUCCCUUGUCAUUCAAAGACAUCACUGAUUUAGGUAUGAGCUGCAUGGCUGACUACGGUGCUCCAGUCUUCCCAUUUCUGGCUGUGGGAGGUUACCAGAAUGAAGACUUCAUCAAUGCUGAGGCUUUCAUCCUGACCUUUUCACUCAACAACUUCCCUCGUGAUGACCCCAAGUUUAAAGUGGCCAUGCAGUGGGAGAUGGAGUUUCUUAAGAUUGUCCAAGAGUACCAGAAAAACCCCAAGUGCAACUUCAGCUUUGCAUAUAUGGCAGAGAGGUCUUUGGAGGAUGAGAUUAACAGGACAACAGCAGAAGACAUCCCCAUCUUCAUGAUCAGUUAUGCUGUAAUCUUUAUUUACAUCGCCGUGGCCCUGGGGGAGUACUCAUCGUGGAAACGCCUUCUGGUCGACUCCAAGUUCCUGGUGGGCCUGUGUGGUAUCCUGGUUGUUGCCUGUUCUGUUCUGGCAUCCAUGGGCUUCUACUCCUGGAUUGGAAUCCCAUCAUCACUGGUCAUUCUCCAGGUCGUCCCCUUCUUGGUGUUAGCUGUUGGAGCCGACAACAUUUUCAUUUUUGUUCUUGAGUACCAGAGAGACAUACCGAGAUCUGGAGAGAAAAGAGAAGAGCAAAUUGGACGUGUCCUAGGAAAUGUUGCUCCCAGCAUGCUCCUCUGCAGUCUCUCUGAGUCUGUUUGCUUCUUUUUAGGGGCUUUGUCCACCAUGCCAGCAGUGAAGACCUUCGCCCUAUAUGCUGCUCUGGCUGUUCUCAUGGACUUCAUCCUGCAGAUGACAGCCUUUGUGGCACUGUUGUCCCUGGAUGCACGACGCCAAGACAGAAACCGCUGUGAGCUGUUCUGCUGUGUAACAGUGUCAACCCAGCGGCCCAACAAGCCAAAUGAGGGCUUCGUCCUACCCUUCAUGAGGAACUACUACGCUCCAGUCCUACUGCACAAUGUCACCAGGAUCAUAGUGGUAAAGCAAUGUUGGGUGUUUAUCUUCAUGCUUUUGUGGUCUAUAUUCCUUAUGCUGAAUGUGACAGUGGGUCUGGAUCAAGAACUCGCGAUGCCAAAGGACUCCUACAUGCUGCAGUAUUUUCAAUACCUGUAUAAAUAUUUCGAAGUGGGAGUUCCGGUUUAUUUUGUUACAAAAAGGGGCUUUAACUUCUCAACUGUAGAAGGGAUGAAUGCAGUCUGCUCCAGUGCAGGCUGUGACUCGUUCUCACUCACUCAGAAGAUCCAGUAUGCCACAGACUUUCCUGAACGCUCCUACUUGGCAAUUCCUUCCAACUCCUGGGUGGAUGAUUUCAUCGACUGGCUGAACCCUGGAUCCAGAUGUUGUCGCCUCUAUACGUUUGGUCCAAACAGUGGAGAGUUCUGCCCUGCAAAUGAAGACUCAGUUCCAUGUGCCAGGUGUAUGGAUCAUCUAUUAGAUGGUGUCCUCAGGCCCGAUGUUGAAGAAUUCAAUAAAUUCCUCCCCUAUUUCCUGGGUAAUAGACCUGACCUGCAGUGUCCCAAAGGUGGUCUCGGUGCCUAUGACAAAGCUGUGGUGAUGGACAACAACAGUGAAAUUAUAGCUUCUCGCUUCAUGGCAUAUCACACGCCUUUAACCAAAUCUCAGGAAUUCACAGCUGCACUGCUGACAGCCAGAGAGCUGGCCCACAAUAUCACCAUGGGCAUGAGGAACAUCUCAGGAACCUCAGCUGAUUUUGAAGUCUUUCCCUACACGGUGACGAAUGUAUUUUAUGAACAGUACCUGACAAUUGUGCCAGAGGGACUUUUCAACAUCUCGUUGUGCUUGCUGCCAACCUUCGUGGUGUGCUGCCUGCUGCUGGGUUUGGACAUGCGCUCUGGCUUCCUCAACCUCGUUACCAUAAUCAUGAUCAUCGUGGAUACUGUUGGUGUCAUGAAGCUGUGGGGCAUAGAUUACAAUGCAGUGGCCCUUAUCAAUCUAGUCACGGCGGUGGGCAUCUCUGUGGAGUUUGUGUCCCAUCUGACACGAUCCUUUGCACUCAGCACAAAACCCACACAUGUACAAAGGGCGAUGGAAGCUACAUCCAACAUGGGCAGCGCGGUGUUUGCUGGUGUCGCUAUGACCAACCUGCCAGGCAUCCUUGUGCUGGCGUUUGCCAAAGCGCAGCUCAUCCAGAUGUUCUUCUUCCGUUUGAACCUGGUCAUUACACUUUUGGGGAUGGCUCAUGGACUCAUAUUCCUGCCUGUGCUCCUCAGCUACUUUGGUCCUGGUGUGAACAAAGCUGUGCUGUGGCGGCAGCAGCAGGCUCAGGCACGAGCCAACCAGGAGCAAACAGGACCUCACUGCUCAAAGCACAUUUAUGAUAAUAACAUAAGCUGUGUGGAGCACAAUUAUGAUAAUAACAUAAGCUGUCAGGAGCACAUUUAUGAAGACACAAAGUCUCCUACUGGUGAUGGCAGGCCUUCACAGAUUACAGACACAGAAGAGAAAACUCACCGAUUCUGA
This is a messenger RNA of Thalassophryne amazonica, 4098 nucleotides long. RefSeq names its product NPC1-like 1 (gene npc1l1). The record is from RefSeq and is a predicted model, not a curated record. NCBI's taxonomy places the organism in Eukaryota, Metazoa, Chordata, Actinopteri, Batrachoidiformes, Batrachoididae. Gene Ontology annotation, cellular component: membrane. The transcript is spliced from 21 exons. Bases 1 to 4098 code for a protein of 1365 amino acids. Gene Ontology annotation, molecular function: lipid carrier activity.